Carassius auratus (goldfish) is the source of this 1895-nucleotide messenger RNA. Its product is annotated as BTB/POZ domain-containing protein KCTD5-like. The record is from RefSeq and is a predicted model, not a curated record. NCBI's taxonomy places the organism in Eukaryota, Metazoa, Chordata, Actinopteri, Cypriniformes, Cyprinidae. Gene Ontology annotation, molecular function: cullin family protein binding. Gene Ontology annotation, cellular component: cytoplasm; Cul3-RING ubiquitin ligase complex. The transcript has 7 exons. The coding region runs from base 102 to 1007 and encodes 301 amino acids. Gene Ontology annotation, biological process: proteasome-mediated ubiquitin-dependent protein catabolic process; protein homooligomerization.
UCAAACACUUUGCUCAGCGGUUCACAAAAAAAAGUAUCGGUUCAAAAUCAUUUCGAAUCACUAGCAAAGCAAUCGUAAAAGCUACAGUAGCAUACAUCUAGAUGUCGCACAUAACAACACAGCUCGUGCCUUUUCAGUGUCUCGAGUUACACACACACACACACAAAAGUGAGGGGUGUUUGUUCCUCUGCUCCGUGGGAGAGGCGCGCGGUCACCGUUACGCAUUUCAGCAGAGCAGCGCGCGCAGGAUGGCCGAGAGUCACGGCGAGAUCAGCGGCCAGGACCGGUCACCGGUGCAAAACAUCAACCACAGAUCCUCCAAGUGGGUCCGUUUGAACGUCGGUGGCACGUAUUUUCUGACCACCAGACAGACGCUGUGUCGGGACCCCAAAUCAUUCCUGUUCCGGCUGUGCCAAGCGGAACCGGACCUCGAUUCUGAUAAGGAUGAGUCCGGGGCGUAUUUGAUUGACAGGGAUCCCAUUUAUUUCGGGCCUGUGCUGAAUUACCUCAGACAUGGGAAGCUGGUCCUCAACAAGAACCUGACGGAGGAGGGAGCUCUUGAAGAAGCCGAGUUUUACAACAUCACAUCAUUAAUAAAACUCAUCAAAGAAAAGAUCAAUGAAAGAGAAGGCAAGAGGACACAUACACCGGUCAAGCAUGUUUACAGAGUGUUACAGUGUCAAGAGGAAGAACUUACUCAGAUGGUCUCGACCAUGUCAGACGGAUGGAAGUUCGAGCAGCUUGUCAGUGUAGGUUAUGGGCGGGCCCAGAAGUCAGAGUUUUUCCUGAUUGUGUCUCGAGAGGUGAAGGGGGAGGAGUCAAGCCAAACUCACCCCGCCCACAGUGGAGAGUUGGUCAGUAUCGGAUCCUCCUAUAACUAUGGUAAUGAAGAUCAGUCGGAGUUCUUGUGUGUUGUUUCUAAGGAGCUGCACAACCAAUCAUACAGCAGCAACACUCAACCCAGUGAGAAAGCCAAGAUUCUACAGGAGCGCGGUUCUAGAAUAUGAUGAUCUAGAGCUGCCAUGUUUAGAGAUGCAUCAGUUCUUUCUAGAACAUUCCAUGAGCUUGUUCUCUUCACGCCUCGAGAGCACUGGACACCUGACGCACGCAAGCAGCACAAGAAGAGCACAUCCACUGUAAUCCAGUCUUUAUGGUGCCUGUUCAUCUGAAUUUAAACUGAGAUGGAUUCAGAGACUGAUUUGGAUUCUCUGGUCAGGAUCUGGGAAACUGGACCCAUGUCAAUCUCAGGGAUCGAAAGGAAAUGGACAGGUCGCUUUGAAUCACUACCCACCUGUUGCGAAAAUAAAGAUUUUGAACAGCAGUACAAGUUUUGCAGUAGCACCAUGGUUGGGCACAAAUUUUUAUGCAAGAUUGUAGAGCUUAGUAAUAUUUCCUAGUGUUGAGAUUUUAGAUUACUAGCAUUCAAAAGUCCGGGGAUGGGAAGAUUUCUCAGUGUUUUUGUUAAGUAAUGUCUACAAUAAUGUGAUGGGAAAAUACAGUAAUAAUGUUAAUUAUUAUUACAACUUCAAAUUUUUCUACUGUGAUAUUUUGUAAUAUGCAAUUUAUUCCUGUGACCAAAGCUGAAUUUUCAGCAUCACUACACCAGUCACAUGAUCCUUUUAAUACACUGAUUUGCUGCUCAAGCGAAUAAAAGUAUUAUUUUCUUGCAAAAUAAAUAAAUAAAAAUAAAAAAUCUUACUGAACCCAAACUUUUGAAUGAUAGUGUAUAUCACUACAACACAUUUGACUGGAAACCUGUAUGUUUUUUUUUUCUUACUCCUUUUAAAAAAUUAUCGCUUUUGCACUACUGCUAUUAUUAAGCAAUAUUUUAUAGGUAUCAGUUAAGAAAUGUGUUAGUGUGUCUUAAUACUGAAACCUUGGCUGGACCUUAAAGG